ACAACAUGGGUCUAAAAAUCCAAAAGAUCCUGGUGUUGGGUGGGAUUAUUGUAGGAUUCCUAUCUGUCAUUGUUAUCCUGACGGGCACUCUGCUUAAGACCUCCAUUCCUAAUGUUUUGGCACCGGAGGAGCGGCUAUUUUCAUUCGACUAUGUGAUUGUUGGAGCUGGAACUGGAGGCAGCACACUCACCUCUCUGCUCGCCAAGCACAGUAAUGGGAGUGUGUUGCUCAUCGAGGCUGGAGGACAAUUUGGCCUGCUUAGUCGGAUUCCUUUGCUGACCACCUUUCAGCAGAAGGGCAUCAACGACUGGUCCUUCCUCUCUGUUCCCCAGAAACACUCCUCCAGAGGUCUCAUCGAACGGAGGCAGUGCUUGCCGAGGGGCAAAGGACUGGGUGGUUCCGCCAAUCUCAACUACAUGCUGCACUUCGAUGGUCAUGGGCCGGACUUCGAUUCCUGGCGGGAUCUUUACAAUCUGAGCGACUGGAGUUGGUCGCAGAUGAGAUCUUUUAUGGCAGCUGCUAAGCCCAAGACCUCGGAUAUGUUUGAAAUCCCGCGACGUUAUUCCAAAUUAACUGAGGCACUGGACGAGGCUCAGGCGCAGUUUUCCCACAAGGAUUGGAUCUUUCGACGAUCUAUGUAUAAUAUUAGGAAUGGCCUGCGUCACUCGGUUGUGCAGCAGUUCCUAAAUCCAGUGCUUCAUCGUUCCAAUCUUCGCCUGCUGCCCGAAGCUUUGGUAAAGCGGAUUCAACUCUCCUCAAGUCCAUUCCCCCAUGCCACCUCCGUUCUGGUGGGGAUUAAGGAUGAGGAGAACAGGGAGCAGGAAUUCAGCAUUGAGGUGAGGAGAGAGCUAAUCCUCUGCACUGGAGCCUACCAAACACCUCAGCUCCUCUUGGCCUCUGGAAUCGGAGACAUAUCCGCAUUGAACAAACUUGGAAUUCCUGUGCAGCAUAGUUUGCCAUUGGUCGGUCACAACCUGCACGAUCACUUUAACCUUCCACUUUUCGUUUCAAUGGGAGUUACUGGACCCACACUAAAUCAGAACACGCUCUUGAAUCCCAUGACACUGAUCAACUUCCUUAGCUCUGGAACAGGACCCUUGGGAAACUUUGGAGUGCUGGGAAACGUGGCUAGCUAUGGAGAAUUAGGAUCCUCGCCCUUUGGACUCACCUUCUUUGGCGCCGGUGCCAUCGACGAAUCUUCGCUGAUGUCCAUAUCCAAUUUUAAGGGUCCAGCAUUUCGAGCCCUCUUUCCACGUUAUUAUAACGCCUCCCAGGAGGGAUUUGUGGUGAUAUCCAGCUGUCUGCAGCCAAGGUCACGAGGAUCCGUGGGUCUGCUCAACCGCCAUAUGAGAAGGAAUCCAUUGAUUGAUCCAAACUACUUGAGCAGCGAGAAGGAUGUGGCCUGCACCAUUGCGGCCAUUCGAAAUGCUGUUGAGCUGAUCACUUCCUCCGCCUUCGCUUCACUGCAUCCCCGCAUCCACUGGCCACGUUUGCAGGAAUGCUCCAACUUUGGCCCUUUUGAGCGGGACUUCUUUGAGCAACGACCCUCGGAUCACUACUUGGAGUGCCUGAUGCGACACAUUGGGCUCGGAUCGCAUCAUCCAGGAGGGACAUGUGCUUUGGGCAGCGUCGUGGACUCCCAGUUGAGAUUACAUGGUGUAUCCAAUAUGCGGGUGGUGGAUGCCAGCGUCCUGCCCCGUCCCAUCUCGGGGAAUCCCAACUCGGUGGUGGCCGCCAUUGCGCUGAGAGCUGCCUCUUGGAUACUGAAGAGCGAACUGCAGGCCGGUGGUUCGAAGUGAAUGAAAUUCUCUGUGAGAUUGUUACAAAUGCGUUCAAGUUGGGGGACAUCCACACUGAACCAAAGUUAGCCUUAAAAUUUAUUUUAUUUUUAAACAUUAAAUUGCUAAAACUCUUAAAAAAUACUUUCCAUUUGUAAUAUUCGAUGAUUUAUUUAAGUUUUUAUUAAGUUUUUAAAUUUAUUUAAAUUUAAAUUAUUUACAAGUUUACGCAUUUUAAAAAGUUGUCUUAAGAAGAUUAAUAUUCGUUUAAAAUUCGUUUAACGAAAACAUUUAUUUAAAAUCCCAUUUAAUUUACUUCUUUAUUAAAGUUUUUAAAUUUGUAAUAUGUU
Messenger RNA from Drosophila rhopaloa, 2128 nucleotides. RefSeq names its product neither inactivation nor afterpotential protein G (gene ninaG). NCBI's taxonomy places the organism in Eukaryota, Metazoa, Arthropoda, Insecta, Diptera, Drosophilidae. Bases 6 to 1799 code for a protein of 597 amino acids. The transcript is spliced from 6 exons. Gene Ontology annotation, molecular function: oxidoreductase activity, acting on CH-OH group of donors; flavin adenine dinucleotide binding. The record is from RefSeq and is a predicted model, not a curated record.